CAGCGCCACCUAGUGACGUAGUUUCUCCAUUACUAUAAAUAUGAGGCGCGAUCCGCGCCGUACCUACUCUUUUUUACUUUUCCCUUCAAUUCGAAUCUCUUGUAUUAAACGUGGUGAAUAAAUAUUGAGUCAAGUUACCGAAAUCCCUUUUAUUUACGUGAAAGCAGGGUCUAAACAUAUGGUGACCCCGACGUGAUCUUCGCGAGCUCCUACUUAGUUUUCACGCGCGUGAACGUCCGCAAGACAGACGAUACUCCGUUUCGCGGCGAACCGACACGCCCGCCAUUAUACACGUGGCACGUGGAGCAGGCCGGGAACUACGCAUCACGCAACCAUUCUACGCGUUUAACAGCGCAUCCUGCGACGAAUAAGGCGAGGAGAGAAAGACGCUUCCCAUCCUCACAACAUUUUCAAGAGAUUUCUGCUUUACGUUCAAGGAGAGAGUGACCUUUCAGCGCUCUGCAAUCCGACUCGAUCACCGACGAUUGUUCUCCACUUCACCUACAACACCGAGGCUUAUUAACGAAGUCCAAAAAAGAAACCAACUGCGACGAACACGGCGUUAUCGCCUUUACGGCGGAUCAACGACGAACCAACGCAUCCUACGAGGCCAAGUAAGUGAGCUGGUAUUCCUUUCCAAAAUCCGUAAAAAUUCACCUUUCUGACUUGCCCAACCAUUUUUCAUAGUAGUUUUAGUGCACUAAUAGGUACCUCUCAUUUCAAAAUGAGCGAUAGUGAAAGCGAUAAUAGCCGCUCGGAAAUAAAAGAUACUAGUCUUAAGUUGUUAAUACAACGACGAGGCGUAUUAAAACGCAAGCUUACUUUGUUUGUUAAAUAUCUCAAUGCAUUAGAUUCAUCGAAAUUAACGGCAGACAACUUAAUGGAUUUAUCUUUACGAGUAGAUAAUUUUUCUAAAUUAAUUUGCGAUUUUCAAGGCAUCCAGGAUAAAAUCGAGCUAAUAAGUGCGGAAAUCGAAGUGGAAUGUGGUGAACGUGAGCGCUUUGAAAAUUCUUUUUACUCGGCCUAUGCAAAAUCGAAGGUAAUCCUUGGUAACCACGCGGGCGCGAGCGCAGUCGCGGCGCCGCCGCAGAUGCAGCAAGCCCUGCCCCCGCGCCAGUCGUCAUUCGAUCACGACCCACAUGGGACGACAGCCGAGUGUAUCAAACUCCCUGAGAUAUCGCUCCCUUCGUUUGAUGGAAUUCAAGUCUUUCCUUCGCGCUCGUGCUGAUCUACUAGACACUACAGGUCAGGCGGAUCGCUCACUGCAACAUAGUACAUCACGGAGGACCAUGGUAACCACGUCCAACUCCAACUUGAAGGUAAAACCCACACGUAAUCCUAACCAGUGUCCCCUUUGCUCUCAAAGUCAUUAUAUAAAUCAAUGUCCCAAGUUUUUAGCGCAAACCCCACAAACUCGAAUUCAUACUACAACCAAAUUGCGUUUAUGUCUUAAUUGUUUAGCUUCAAACCAUUUACUACCGAACUGUCGCGCGACUGUGUGCCGUGUGUGCAAAGGCAAACAUCACACCCUACUACAUGUUUAUAAAAACACUUCACAAGGACCGGCAUAUAAUCAAACUUCUACUUUAUAUAAUCCGACUUCUGAAACGACUUCAAUACAAACAAAUAGUUUACCGACACAGUCAGACACAAAACAACAAAAUAAUAUUAAUUCAAAUCACACACCUAUCCAAAUUCAUACUAAUAACCAAGUAGUAAAUUCGACAUUAACUACACAAUCAAUCGAGAACACCGAUAACGGCGCGGGCGCAUGCAUGAUUACGCAACCCCCGUCAGCUGUCCUAUUGUCUACGGCUCAGGUAUGCAUUCUUGAUUCGAACAAACAACCUCACAUUUUACGCGCGUUGCUCGACUCCGGCUCGCAAUCGAAUUUCAUUACCGAAACCGCAUUUAACAAACUAAAGUUAACAAAAACCGAAUUUAACAUGGAGGUAACUGGUUUUAAUAACGCAAAAUCCCACAUUACGCAUAGAUGUCAAUUAACAUUACGAUCCAAAACAGAUGAUACCUUUUCUAUAGAUCUAUCUUGUUUUAUUGUGCCCAACAUUUGUAGUUUAACGAUACAAAUACCGAAGGAUAGCUUUCAUAUACCGGCACGAAUAAAAUUAGCCGAUGAGCACUUUUAUUCAGGAGGCAAUAUAGACAUUAUUUUAGGGGCCGAACAAUUUUACUCUUUAUUAUGUAUCGGUCAACACCGUUUAGGUGACGGAUUACCGAUUUUACAGCGAACAAGACUCGGAUGGGUAGUGUCGGGACCGGUUGACUCGCUCGCAAAUAAAAUACAAUGUAAUAUUUCUUUAAGUAAUCAAAUAAAAAAAUUUUGGGAAAUCGAAAAUUGUAGUGAUUGUACAGAGUUGCACACGUUACCUGAUGAUGAAAAAACAUGCGAAGAGAUUUUUAUAAAUACUCACAAACGCACCUCUGAUGGUAACUUUGUAGUAGAACUACCACUAAUGUACCCACCAAAUACUUUGGGCAAUUCAAGAAAUACAGCUUACAGACGUUUCAAAGCGUUAGAAUUAAAGUUUCAGCGAGAUCCGAAAUUUAAACAAAAAUACGUUGACUUUAUGCGUGAGUUCGAACAAACAGGCCACAUGAUUAAAUUACAAAAUACACAUGAUGGCCCAUUAAUUUUUUUGCCCCACCAUGCCGUCACCCGGGACUCCCCUACAACCCCUAUCCGAGUAGUUUUUGACGCCUCCUGCCCCACCGACACCGGAACUUCAUUAAACGACAUCCAAUACAAAGGGUCAAUAGAACAAGAUGAGUUAUUCAAUAUACUACUAAGGUUUAGAAAACACAAAUACGUUAUUAGUGCGGACAUAUCUCGUAUGUACCGUUGCAUAUAUUUAUCUCCAAACCAAACAUACCUACAAUCGAUUUUAUGGCGCGAGAAUCCGACGGACCCUAUACAAAUAUAUACAUUAACGACACUUAGCUUCGGGUUGAAGUCGGCACCGCACUUAGCGACACGUUGUCUAACACAAUUAGUACGCGAAAACCUGGUCUCAUUUCCAGCAGCUGCCGCCGCUAUUGCAAACGAGUUCUGGAUUGAUGAUUGGAUCUCCAGCAUGGAGACCGAGGAACAGGUAGUGGAAACAGCCCAACAGGUGGACGCCAUCCUGCGCGGUGCCGGUUUCAAGCUGCAAAAAUGGAAAUCAAAUUCCACUUCUAUUUUAAAUCAGGUCAGUGAUAAUAAUCAAACGAAUACAACCACUCAAUUUGGAGACAAAACACAUAAAGUAUUAGGCCUAGCAUGGUCACCCGACACUGAUAAUCUCAAGUAUAUAUUUAAUCCGGCCCCAAUACAAAAACCCAUUACCAAACGUAAAAUAUUGUCAUUAAUAUCAGGUAUUUUUGAUCCACUUGGGCUAUUGGGGCCAAUUUUAGUAACUGGAAAAAUAUUCAUCCAACAGUUAUGGAAAGAUAAAACCAACUGGGAUGACCCGGUACCACCACCUUUAAUAAAGGAAUGGGAACAUUUUUAUAACAGUUUAUUUUCAAUUAAUAAAAUGAACAUUCCCCGACAAGUCAUUUGCAGCCAAUACACAAAUCGCACCCUUCGUGGAAAAACGCAUAAGUAUCUCUGA
Messenger RNA from Pectinophora gossypiella (pink bollworm), 3611 nucleotides. RefSeq lists its product as uncharacterized. NCBI's taxonomy places the organism in Eukaryota, Metazoa, Arthropoda, Insecta, Lepidoptera, Gelechiidae. Bases 1140 to 3611 code for a protein of 823 amino acids. The transcript has 3 exons. The record is from RefSeq and is a predicted model, not a curated record.